AUGAAGAAUUGUCAAAAUUUGGGAAAGACAAUCAUUGAUCUCAAAGAUGGACCUGGUUCUGAUCCUUACAAGUGCGAGUGUUCGAAGCAAUACAGUGGAGAUCUCUGCAAAAUUGGUGAGUUGUCGAAGUAAUUGAUUGAUUGCUGCGCAAGAUAAACAUGAAACAGAAUGAGAAUCCAGUUGUUUUAUCAACUAACAAGAACUCAUAUCAAGCUGCUAAAAAUGUUUACGCAUGUUCGUUCUGGUGCUGCCACGUCAACAUCAAACUGUCUACUGUAUAAUAAUUAGCAUUCGUUGAAUUCAGUAAUUUGGAAAAACACAUGCACUGGUGAGAUUUUUAAAGAUGAUCAAAAUUGCAUGAGUCCGAAGGAAGAAAACUCACGAGGCUCUUACAACAAUUUUGUUUUUCAAGAGCAGACUUGAAAUUAUUUGACUUAAUAUUUAACAUGAAAAAUAUUUCAUGUACUGUAGCCUACAUGCAUGAUUAUAAUUAUAAUUUUAAGAUAUAAAGUAUCAAAAUUUUCCAUGCCUUAGCUAUAGAUACAAAAAUACAGUAGAUAAAAAAAAAUAUGUGGAUCCAAUAGAAUUUCAGCAUGUUUCUUAUUCUCAUUUAGUCCCGCUGCCUUCUGUCGAUUCAGCCAUAUUGUCUGGAGAACCAGCUGACUUUCUAACAAGAUUAAUUUCUUGGACCGGCAUUACAUCAAGCACUAUUUGGAAUCUCUGUUGGCGUGCAACUAAGCAUGGAUGGACAGUCAGUACCUUCCAUGAAAACUGUGAUUUCAAGAAACCAACCGUGAACAUAAUAAAAGUUGGUAACUUCAUCUUCGGUGGUUAUGCUACGGAGUCUUGGAAAG
This is a messenger RNA of Paramuricea clavata, 854 nucleotides long. The record is from the annotation of a GenBank genome assembly. NCBI's taxonomy places the organism in Eukaryota, Metazoa, Cnidaria, Anthozoa, Malacalcyonacea, Plexauridae.